GCCCUGGACGCUCGGCUGGCGGGGGCGGGUCUGAGUGGUACCCGGGGCUAGACCCUUUGAAGGGCCCGUGUGGGGACCCGGAGGAGGACGGUUGGUUGUGUGUCCGUGCGCGUGGGGACUCCGUGUGUGUUUGCAUUGGAGGGAUGUCGGGGGGGAUGAGCCGGGCUCUGCGCUUCCUUUCGCGCUGUGCCCAUUGCCUGGGGACCAACGACCCGCAUCUCUGCUGGGGAGACUCUACACAGAUCUAGCUCAAGUUACCCCUCCUCUGAGAAGCCUUGCUGCCCACUCCACUGACCUGAGGGGCUCCUGAGGUCGUAGCGUGUUUUAUGAGCGUUUACUGGCGGAGGGUAACGCGAGGUAUUGAAGGAUUAGUAGGAGUUCGCCAGGGAACUGCGACACGACCGCUUCUUGUAUACCUGGCUCCAGGCACAGAGUAUGUGUUGAAUAAAUGUGUUCCCUGCAGAUAAGACUUAUAAACCUGGGGGAGGAGACCUGGGAUGGUUUGAGAAAACCAGAUUCUCUUUCGCUUCCAUCUUCCCAGCCCUCCAGCACGCCCCAGCCGUCCCCCACCUACACCCGCAGUCAGUCCUAAACACUCUGACAGUAGUCUUCUUAAUGCCAGCUUCAGGCAAACCACUUUCCUUUUGGCCGCAAAGUAGAUUCCAAGCUUGGCCUUUAUCUUGUUCAUUUUGAUAAUAGUGGUACGAAGUAUUUAUUGAGUACCUCCAUCUCUAAGCCUUACAAUUCAUUCGUUUACUCAACAAAUAUUUAUUGAGUAUCUACAGUGUCUCAGGCACCAGUCUGGGGUCUUGGAAUACAUUGGUGAAUAUAACAGAGAUCUCUGUCCACACGGUGCGGGAAGGGGAGGUGUGGUGGUGAUAAACAAUAAGAAAUGAUACGAUAUAUAUUAGCAGAUCUUAAAUGCUAUGGGGAAUAAAAGGGCAGAGUGAGGAUGAGGUGUGGUAUUAAAUAGGAUGGUGGGAAUGGGCAGCCAAGCUGACAUGGGGGAAGAGCAUUCCAGGCAGAAGGAACAGCAAAAGUCAUAAAGCAAGAGCAUGCUUGUCAGGUUUGGACAGCGAGGAGGACAGUGGGGCUGGAUCAAGGUGGGAUAAGAAAGGAAAGGGGGUCAGAGAUGUAACGGAGAGAGGGCAAAUCACGAAGGAGCUUGUAGACCGUAAUAAGGAUUUUGGAUUUUACUGUAUGACAAAUGAGGAGCCAUUACAGGGUUUUGAGCAGAGAAAUGACCUAAUCUGAUUGAUAUUUUGACAGAAUCACUCUGGCUGCUGUGUUGGGAAGAGAUGUAGGGGGCGGUGGUGGAGCAGGAAGACCUUGUCAGAAGUUACCCAGAUGAUAGAUGGUGGUGACCUGGCCUCGCAGUGAGAGUGAGACAUUCAGGUUGGAUUACCUGUGGGUUUGAUUUGAGGACUCACAUAAAGAAUGAGCACCUGGAUGGAUGGUGUCGCUCUGAGGAUGAAGAAAGCUGAGGCUGGAGCAGGUGGGGAGAUCAGGAGUUCAGUUUCAGAAGAGAUUUUAUGUAGACAGUUUGACAUACGAGUCUAGAGUUAAGAAGGCUCCGGGCUGGGGAUAUAAAUUUGGCCAUCAUCAGCCUAUGAGCUAUACUGAAAGCUGUGAGAGUGGUUGAGGUCACCAAGAGAAUAAGUGUAGCUGCAGAAGAAGACCGAGGACUGAGCCCAGGACACUCCAACAUUAAGCAGAUGAGAAGAUAAACCAGUAAAGGAAACCGAGAGACCAGUGAGGUAGGGGGAAAACAAAGAGAAGGUGGUGUGGCAAUGCAGUAAAGAAAGUGUUUUCAGAAGGCAGUAGUCAACUAGGCUAUACGCUGCUGGGACGUCAAGUGAGAUGGGGAAGGAGAGUGGAACUUGGAUUUGGCAAUGUAGAGUCAUCGGUGACCUUGAGCCGUUUCAGGGACCAAGUGGGGUCAAAAGCCUGAUUGGAGUAGGUUCAAGAGAGAAGGAGAAGACAGGAGUUAGAAACAGAGUUAAGACAACUCUUUCCAGGGCCGGCCCUGUGGCUUAGCGGUUAACUGCGCGCGCUCUGCUACUGGCGGCCGGCGUUUGGAUCCUGGGUGCGCACCAACGCACCGCUUCUCUGGCCAUGCUGAGGCCGCGUCCCACAUACGGCAACUAGAAGGAUGUGCAACUAUGACAUACAACUAUCUACUGGGGCUUUCGGGGGGGGGGGGGGGGAGUCGGAGGAUUGGCAAUAGAUGUUAGCUCAGAGCCAGUCUUCCUCAGCAAAAAAAGAAGGAUUAGCAUGGAUGUUAGCUCAGGGCUGAUCUUCCUCACACACACACAAAAAAAGACAACUCUUUCCAGGAGUUUUGUUGCAAGGGGGAUCCGAAAAACAGAGUAUAGCUUGUAGAGAAAGUGGAAUGAAGAAAAGAUUUUUUAAAAAAUUUUUAAUUGUGGUGAAAUACACAUAACAUAAAACUUACCAUCUUAACUAUUUUGAAGUGUGCAGUUCAGUAGUGUUUAAGAAUAUUCAUAUUGUGUAACCAUUACCACCAUCCAUCUCCAGAACUCUUUAUGGUGCGAAACUGAAACUCUGUACCUGUCAAACAAGAACACCCUUUUCUCCCCUCCUUCUAGCCCCUGGCAACUACCCUUCUACUUUCUGACUCUAUGAAUUUGCCUACUCUAAGAACAUCAUAUAAGUGGAAUCAUACAAUAUUUGUCUUUUUUGUGACUGGCUUAUUUUACUCAGCAUAAUGUCUUCAAGGUUCAUCCAUGUUGUAGCACGGGUCAGAAUCUCGCUCCUUUUUAAGGCUGAAUAAUAUCCCAUUGUAUGGAUAGACCACUGUUUUGUUGUUUUAGAUGGGAAAAAUCACUGCACUUUGUAGGCUGAUGGGGAUGAUCUGGUAGGUUGAGAAAUCGAUGCUGCAGGGAGAUGGGAGAAAUGCUGGAGCAGUGCUUGAGCUCAUGAGGGGCGUGAGCAGUUUCUCCACAGUAGCAGGUGUGAAGGCAGAGUAUGUGGGCCCCAGUGCUGCGCACUGGGUAGAGGUGAUGGUGGGAGUCUGUGGAGGUCUCUUCUGAUGGCCGAAGUGAGGGAGGAGAAGAGGUGUCAAAUAAGACAGAGGGGGAACUGAGUGCACUGAGGGCCAAUGUGAUUGUCUGGCAGCAUUAAGGGCCCAUUUGAAGUUUACGGCCAUGAAUUUAAAAUGGGAAUUGGUUGGGAUGGUUGUGUGUUUUCUCAUAACGUUCAAUUGUACAGGUCUGUAGGCUCAGAGCAAGUGAGAGAGUUCUAUUUCACCAAUAUUGUAUUUUUGUCAAGCAUGAUUAAUGAUGCAAGAAGGGGCAAGAGAGAUGAAGAUAUCGCACAUUAACAACCUUAGGAAAAAAGACAUUUUCCACAUUUUACAGAGAAGAAACCCAAAGCUGGGAGAAUUUAAGUAACGUGCCCAGGUAACACAGCUAAGUAGUGCUAGGCUAGGAUUUAAAUUAAAGGCCGAGAUCAUUCUGCUGUACCGCACUUGUCCAGUGCCUAGGAUAGAAUCUAGAGAUUCUAGAAUAGAAUCAGAGCUCAAUAGAAUAUUGAGCUCAGUAGAAUCAAAGCUCAAUAAAUUGUGUUGAAUUGGAUCGCAUUGCUACUUCCUUCUGUUGCACCCAGUGCUGACUCAAGUGGGGAUGAACAGAAGCCACCCCCGAGUCCCUGCCCCCCUCGCAUCUCAUUGUCCUCCUUUUGUUGUGGCCUCUCCUGACUUGACAGCCCCUCUUCUUUGUGUCUCACGUUUUAUCUCUUCUGCGCACCCCUCCCCCUGCCAGCGGCUCCAUCUCUCCGCCCUGGGGCAUCAUCCUUGGGGAGAGGGGAGGAGGGGCUCCAGAAUGGCUGAGGAGAAGAAGCUAAAGCUCAGCAACACUGUGCUACCCUCGGAGUCGAUGAAGGUGGUGGCUGAGUCAAUGGGCAUCGCUCAGAUUCAGGAGGAGACCUGCCAGCUGCUGACAGAUGAGGUCAGCUACCGCAUCAAGGAGAUUGCACAGGACGCCUUGAAGUUCAUGCACAUGGGGAAGCGACAGAAGCUCACCACCAGUGACAUUGACUACGCGCUGAAGCUCAAGAACGUCGAGCCACUCUACGGCUUCCACGCUCAGGAGUUCAUUCCUUUCCGUUUCGCCUCUGGUGGGGGCCGGGAGCUUUACUUCUACGAGGAGAAGGAGGUUGAUCUGAGCGACAUCAUCAAUACCCCUCUGCCCCGGGUGCCCCUGGACGUCUGCCUCAAAGCUCAUUGGUUGAGCAUUGAAGGCUGCCAGCCAGCUAUCCCGGAGAAUCCACCCCCAGCUCCCAAAGAGCAGCAGAAGGCAGAGGCCACAGAACCGCUCAAGUCAACAAAGCCAGGCCAGGAGGAAGACGGACCCUUGAAAGGCAAAGGUCAGGGGGCCACUCCAGCCGAUGGCAAAGGGAAAGAGAAGAAGGCACCACCCCUGCUGGAAGGGGCCCCUUUUCGACUAAAGCCUCGAAGUAUCCACGAGUUGUCUGUGGAGCAGCAGCUAUACUACAAGGAGAUCACCGAAGCCUGUGUGGGGUCAUGUGAGGCCAAGAGAGCGGAAGCUCUGCAGAGCAUUGCAACAGACCCAGGGCUCUAUCAAAUGCUGCCACGGUUCAGCACCUUCAUCUCGGAGGGGGUCCGUGUGAAUGUGGUGCAGAACAACCUGGCCCUGCUCAUCUAUCUGAUGCGCAUGGUGAAGGCGCUGAUGGAUAACCCUACGCUGUAUCUUGAAAAAUACGUGCACGAGUUGAUCCCGGCUGUGAUGACCUGCAUCGUCAGCAGGCAGCUGUGUCUGCGGCCAGAUGUGGACAAUCACUGGGCGCUCCGGGACUUUGCCGCCCGCCUGGUGGCCCAGAUCUGCAAGCAUUUCAGCACAACCACUAACAACAUCCAGUCCCGGAUCACCAAGACCUUCACCAAGAGCUGGGUGGACGAAAAGACUCCGUGGACAACGCGUUACGGCUCCAUUGCAGGCCUGGCAGAGCUGGGACAUGAUGUGAUUAAGACUCUGAUUCUGCCACGGCUGCAGCAGGAGGGGGAACGGAUCCGCGGUGUCCUGGAUGGCCCUGUGCUGAGCAACAUCGACCGCAUCGGAGCUGACCAUGUGCAGAGCCUCCUCCUGAAACACUGUGCCCCCGUUCUGGCAAAGCUGCGCCCACCGCCUGACAAUCAGGAUGCCUAUCGGGCAGAAUUCGGGUCCCUAGGACCCCUCCUCUGCUCCCAUGUGGUCAAGGCCCGGGCCCAGGCUGCCCUGCAGGCUCAGCAGGUCAACAGGACCACUCUGACCAUCACUCAGCCCCGUCCCACGCUGACCCUCUCGCAGGCCCCUCAGCCUGGUCCUCGGACCCCUGGCUUGCUGAAGGUCCCCGGCUCCAUUGCGCUGCCUGUCCAGACACUGGUGUCUGCGCGAGCUGCUGCCCCCCCCCAGCCUUCCCCUCCUCCCACCAAGUUUAUUGUAAUGUCAUCAUCCUCCAGCGCCUCAUCCACCCAACAGGUCCUAUCCCUCAGCACCUCAGCCCCUGUCUCAGGCUCCACCACCACCUCUCCUGUCACCACCACGGUCCCCAGCGUGCAGCCCAUUGUCAAGCUGGUCUCCACCGCCACCACUGCGCCCCCCAGCACUGCUCCCUCUGGUCCAGGCAGUGUCCAGAAGUACAUCGUGGUCUCUCUUCCCCCGACAGGGGAGGGCAAAGGAGGCCCCACCUCCCAUUCUUCUCCAGCCCCUCCUCCAUCCUCAGCCCCCUCCCCACUUGGGAGCAGCGCUCUCUGUGGGGGGAAACAGGAAGCUGGGGACAGCCCCCCUCCAGCUCCAGGAACUCCAAAGGCUAAUGGCUCCCAGCCCCCCGGAUCUGGCUCCCCUCAGCCUGCACCUUGAUGCUGUCACACAUCUGCCGACCUUCUCCUCUCCCCCGAUUCACACACACACACACAUACGAUGGGUGGAAGGAAGCAGUACUCUGCUUCCCCCACAUUACUUUCUUUUUAGAUAUUGUACAGCCAGUUCCUCAAAAUAAAAGUUUGAUUUGUAA
Messenger RNA from Diceros bicornis minor, 6033 nucleotides. RefSeq names its product TATA-box binding protein associated factor 6 (gene TAF6). Gene Ontology annotation, molecular function: protein heterodimerization activity; RNA polymerase II general transcription initiation factor activity; transcription coactivator activity. Gene Ontology annotation, biological process: transcription initiation at RNA polymerase II promoter; RNA polymerase II preinitiation complex assembly. Gene Ontology annotation, cellular component: transcription factor TFIID complex; SLIK (SAGA-like) complex; SAGA complex. The record is from RefSeq and is a predicted model, not a curated record. NCBI's taxonomy places the organism in Eukaryota, Metazoa, Chordata, Mammalia, Perissodactyla, Rhinocerotidae. The transcript has 14 exons. The coding region runs from base 3645 to 5879 and encodes 744 amino acids.